This is a messenger RNA of Salvia miltiorrhiza (redroot sage), 1605 nucleotides long. Its product is annotated as dephospho-CoA kinase-like. The record is from RefSeq and is a predicted model, not a curated record. NCBI's taxonomy places the organism in Eukaryota, Viridiplantae, Streptophyta, Magnoliopsida, Lamiales, Lamiaceae. Bases 553 to 1242 code for a protein of 229 amino acids. Gene Ontology annotation, molecular function: ATP binding; dephospho-CoA kinase activity. Gene Ontology annotation, biological process: coenzyme A biosynthetic process. The transcript is spliced from 4 exons.
CCGUGUCUCCGAUUUUCAUAGAUACAUCAUAUGUUGUUGAAUUUCGUUGGAAAAUUUGUUUGUAUCUACUCCUAUUUUCUGUGCACUAGUCUCCAAAGUAUCCUUACUGUGAACUAAAUUAAUUUUGCAAGCUUAAUGUGGUGAUAUUAGUAUUAAAUCAACUGCCAUGUAUCAUGUGUUGCCUAGUUUCUGAUUUGUUAUUGUAUAAUGUUGGUUUUCAGGGCCGUCCAAAAGGUGUCACGCCAAAAUACAGUUUGUAUAAUCAACUGCUGUUUGCUAUUUGUUGUUUAUCAACUGCUCUAGAACAGGAGCACUUGCAUUCUACUUCUAUAUUGCUUAUAGGCAGCGUGGUAUAAGUUUUGCAUAAUGGUGUAUUAGUUUGAAGUAGUUAUACUUGUGAUUGCAGGAAGUUACCAGUAUAAGUAACCCUGGAUGAUAACCAAGACAUUGAGCUGAGAGCGAAUUUUUCCCAGCAAAAAAUCUCUGAAGCGAAUUCUUCAAAAAUCUGGGGCAAAUUUACCGGAUUUCAAUUUCCGGCGGCACUUCUUCCCAAUGAGGAUUGUCGGACUGACCGGCGGCAUAGGAUCGGGCAAGAGUACGGUUUCAAAUCUCUUCAAAGCUCAGGGUAUUCCCGUCGUCGAUGCUGACGUUGUAGCUCGCAAUGUUCUGAAGAAAGGAACUGGUGGGUGGAGGAAAGUGGUGGCUGCGUUCGGCAACGAGAUUUUGCUGCCCAGCGGGGAAGUCGAUCGGCCGAAGCUAGGGCAAAUUGUGUUCAAUGAUCUUAAUAAGCGUCAGCUACUUAAUAGGUUGCUGGCCCCUUAUAUUUCCAGUAGGAUUUUUCUGGAAGUGUUCAAGUUAUGGAUGAAGGGCUGUAAAAUCAUUGUCCUCGAUGUGCCACUGUUAUUUGAGGCCAAAAUGGACAAAUGGACUAAGCCCAUUAUUGUGGUCUGGGUGGACCCUAAGACUCAGCUCGAGCGUCUUAUGUCAAGAGAUGGAACAACAGCCGAAGAUGCUAACAGUCGAAUCAAUGCUCAGAUGCCUCUGGAUUUGAAGAAGACAAAAGCAGACAUUGUGAUUGAUAACUCAGGGUCACUGGAUGAUCUGAGCGAACGUUUCAGACAAUCGUUGGUCGAUGUAAAAAAGCCUUUGACGUGGACUGAGUUUGGGUUGUGUAGAGAUGGAGCUCUUGUGGCUUUUGUUUCCAUUCUCUGUGGCGUUAUCAUAUGCAGGAAAGCUUUGUGAUUGAUUCUGAUAUACUUUUUUAGAAGCUUCUGAUGCUUUCUUACGUGCACCUCAUUGCUCAAGAAAAGCAUUUGUUCAAGUAUAGUAACUCCACAAAUUUCUAGAUCUCACUUGUGUAAUUGACUUAACACAAUAGAUAAAGCGCCUGCAUAUACGGUGGAGUGUUCUCUUUGGGGAUCUCUAAGCGGGAUUCCAUGUGGUAAGAGAAAAAUCAAAUAUUUGUGGAAAGAAGCCUAGAAUUGCUUAAAUUAUCUCAAUUGUUUUUUGUAAGUUUUACCUUUUUUGAUUGGUUGAAUCGCUUGAUUUUAGGUCGUCUACAUUCUUUUCAGGUUAUAAUGUUAAUUCAAUCAAGGUUUUCUUUAA